AUGGAUCCUAGAACCUUGUGUUACGUGCUUUCCACGUUAACCCUAGCGAGCUGCGCCCGCGAUUACUACGAGGACAGAUUAAAGACAUUGGUACACACACUGUCAAAGCAACGAAGCAAAUAUGGACUCAACUUUAAUCACAUCGACAAUAAAAUCCCAAGAAACAGCGACCAAGAAUCGAUCUCAGAGUACAAUUACAUUGUACAGGAGGAAAACAUACCAGCUGAUAAUAACAAUGAAGUAAAUAUUCCUCUACAAGCAGAUAAUAUUUUGAUUGGAGUGCAAAAACAGGGCAAGACUCCUUUCGAAGCUUUUUCCCAAAACAAUGGAUUAUUGCCUAAAAAAGACCUCAGAAUCUGUCCCAAAAAAUGUAAAGGGUACGAAUGUCGAAAAGUACCAGGUAAAUUUAGCACUCCGAAGGACGAAGAGAAAAAGAAAAAACGAAAAGAAAGAAAGAAAAAGUUUACUGACACAAACCAAGAGGGAAAUAAAUGUAAAGGAGUUUUCUACGGUCCCAAGAAAUUCACGAGGACAGAAAAACAAAAUGUGCACAAUGAUAUCGACGAAGUGAUUAAGUUGUUAAUUAGGGUUGACAGUAAGAUUUCUGAAUAUGAGAAAUUUAUUGAUCCUAAUGACAUAAUUUAG
Spodoptera exigua (beet armyworm) is the source of this 645-nucleotide messenger RNA. Lineage: Eukaryota; Metazoa; Arthropoda; Insecta; Lepidoptera; Noctuidae. The record is from the annotation of a GenBank genome assembly.